GAGACAAAAGAGGCACGAAGUUACUCUCGCAACUUGGACUUACAAAAAGGAGGCGGCCGGGUGGAAAAGGCGCCCGCGCUCGGGAUCCCGACACUUUUCUUUCGUUUUUUCUUCGCUCUUCGCCUUUUUUUUUUUUUACCCCGGCUCCCGCGACCGCUCCGGACCCGGAGCCGCCGAUGGCCGCGGCCCCCCGCGCUCGGCCGUGACGCCCGACCGGGCCCCGCCGGGCGCCGCCGCCCCGGGGCCGGCCCCGUAUGCCGGGCGCUGCCCGCCGCCCAGCGCCGCUUCCCUCUAUGCGGCCAUAGGGUGCACGGCGGGGCAGGGCUCACCAUGUCGAUGCUCCCGACUUUUGGCUUCACCCAAGAACAAGUGGCCUGCGUCUGCGAGGUGCUCCAGCAAGGCGGCAACAUCGAGCGGCUGGGGCGGUUCCUCUGGUCCCUCCCUGCCUGCGAGCACCUCCACAAGAACGAGAGCGUCCUGAAGGCCAAGGCGGUGGUGGCCUUCCAUCGGGGCAACUUCCGCGAGCUCUACAAGAUCCUGGAGAGCCACCAGUUCUCGGCGCACAACCACCCCAAGCUGCAGCAGCUCUGGCUGAAGGCGCACUACAUCGAGGCGGAGAAGCUGCGGGGGCGACCCCUAGGGGCUGUGGGCAAGUACCGGGUGCGCCGCAAGUUCCCGCUGCCCCGCUCCAUCUGGGACGGCGAGGAGACCAGCUACUGCUUCAAGGAGAAGAGCCGCAGCGUCCUCCGAGAGUGGUACGCCCACAACCCCUACCCGUCCCCCCGUGAGAAGCGGGAGCUGGCCGAGGCCACCGGCCUCACCACCACCCAGGUCAGCAACUGGUUCAAGAACCGCCGGCAGCGGGACCGCGCCGCCGAGGCCAAGGAAAGGGAAAACAACGAGAAUUCCAACUCCAACAGCCACAACCCGCUCUCGGCGUCAAUGAACGGCAAUAAGACAGUUUUGGGGAGUUCGGAGGACGAGAAGACGCCGUCAGGGACCCCGGAUCACACCUCCUCCAGCCCCGCGCUGCUGCUCAGCUCCAACCCCGGGCUGCAGCCCCUGCACAGCCUCGGCCACCCGCAGGGCCCCAGCGCCAUCCCCGUGCCCAGCGCCGACCCUAUGAACCACCACAGCUUGCAGGACUCCAUCCUCAAUCCAAUGUCAUCUAACCUGGUCGAUCUGGGCUCUUAAAACCGUGUACACGCUCCCUCCUUCGCACCAGCCCGCCUUUUUCCUUUCCUUUUUUUCCUUUUUUUUUUUUUUUCCCCUUUUAUCAGAGACUUUGAAAGCGAUGACAAACUCCUUAGUGGAUGUGUUGUGCCCUUUGGCAGCAGACUGGCUGCGGGUUUGGAAGGAAGGUAUGAGACCCGGCUGUGGGCAGUGAUGUUGUGAAAAGCCUUAAGGGUUGCUUAAAAGAUGGUCUCAGGAGUGUAGGACAGGAGCUGUGAUUUUUCACGGCAGGCUGUAAGGCGGUUCGGUACAGCAGCUCUUUCCAGCCUUAACUUCACGAAUCUCUCUCGGUGGUGUCACUCGAUAGGGCUGGUCUGUGUGGGAAGAGGCACAUUGGUAACUUUUAUUUGUACUUUUUCGGGGGGUGGGGAGGAAAGGGAAGCCCAAGGCCGCUGUUGCCAUGCCUGUUUGGAAGUUACACAUCGCUCCCAUUAUCCUAUUGUAGCUAUGUAUCCGUGGCAGGUGUACGAUGUACAAUUUCAAGUAAGAAUACAAAAGUUGUAGUCAAGUUAUAGCAGCAACACGCGCUCUAGGCAGACUCUGUAACCUUCUUGUAGCUGAUGCUAUGCAGAGAGACGGCUUCUUUGGCCUCGUCCCUGUGGUGCUUUCGCCAUUUGCUGGGUGGGAAAGGAAGUGAUGGCCCGGCUCCGGCCCCAGAGGAAGGCAGGGGAUGAUUCUCCCCUCGGUGUGCAACGACGGCAGGAGCAGGCUUUACAAAAGAAGAGGAAUUGCUGCUCAAGUUUAGACCUAAACGACAGUAUCAACCGCAAGUCACUCACCUUAGUUUUGUUUAUUGUUUAUAUUAUGUGAAUACAUUCUUUGGAAAAUAUUUCUGCUUUUAUUUUAUAAUAAAAUUUAGAAAUCUAA
Molecule: messenger RNA, 2100 nt
Organism: Pezoporus flaviventris
Lineage: Eukaryota; Metazoa; Chordata; Aves; Psittaciformes; Psittacidae
Gene: SIX2
Product: SIX homeobox 2
Exons: 2
Coding region: 331-1194 (287 amino acids)
Biological process (GO): regulation of transcription by RNA polymerase II
Cellular component (GO): transcription regulator complex; nucleus
Molecular function (GO): DNA-binding transcription factor activity, RNA polymerase II-specific; RNA polymerase II cis-regulatory region sequence-specific DNA binding
Source: RefSeq, a predicted model, not a curated record